Molecule: messenger RNA, 1866 nt
Organism: Penicillium macrosclerotiorum
Lineage: Eukaryota; Fungi; Ascomycota; Eurotiomycetes; Eurotiales; Aspergillaceae
Product: Zn(II)2Cys6 transcription factor
Exons: 2
Coding region: 1-1866 (621 amino acids)
Biological process (GO): positive regulation of transcription by RNA polymerase II; DNA-templated transcription
Molecular function (GO): zinc ion binding; sequence-specific DNA binding; DNA-binding transcription factor activity, RNA polymerase II-specific
Source: RefSeq, a predicted model, not a curated record
AUGCCUGCUUCGGCCACCACCUUCCUCGAAAAUCCCCUCUUGAAAGUCAGCCGCCCUGUCGCCGCCUGCUCUCGGUGUCGCACCGCGAAAAUCAAGUGUGAUGGCAAGCUCCCCGCCUGCACCGCGUGCGAGAAGGUGGGCAAGGCGAGUAGUUGCUCUGGGGCCAGUGAUGAGUUUGCGAAAGGUAAAGAGCGAAGCUAUGUCGCCUCUCUGGAGGGCUACUGCGAAAAACUCGAAAAGAAAAUCGGCGAGCUUCGCCGUCGGCAAAACUCCUUGCCCGUGGAGAGUAAUGGCGUGGCGCGUGAGAUGUCCAUCACGUCUACCUCAUCGGAUGGCCCUGUAGGCUCCGCCCAUCACCGUGAAGUAUCGGAUAUCGACGACUUGGUCGGCGAUUUCGGAUUUCUCUCUGUCAAUGCAACCUCGCGAGACUUCCAAGGCAUUACUUCCAAGACUACAUUUGCCAACCUCCUCCUCGCCAUUGCUACGGUGGGAUAUCCUUCGCCACCAUCGACUCAUACGCUACCUCCACGCCAUGAGGCCACACCCUUGCUACAGUAUUAUUUCGACAAUGUGUUCGUACAAUUGCCUUUCUUUGUCGAAACUAGCUUUUGGACCUCGGUAGACGCUGUUUACCAAUUUAAUGGUCGCUUCGCAAAACCUUUUGACCACUGGAUGGUCCGAAUGGUUCUUGCUAUCGCCUCGGCAUCCGUUUCCUAUCAGAAUAAUGACAAAAGUCAUCAAAAGGCCCUGGUUCUGGUAUCGGAAGCACGGACGUACGCCGAAGAUGUCCUUCGGCCGGGUUCCCUCACGUGUAUCCAAGCCAUCCUGCUCCUCGCGCAAUAUGCUCUUGUUGACCCGGGCCACUUUAGAAGUUGGUAUCUGGUUGGAAUGGCCGUGAGAGUGGCAAUCGACCUGGGUCUUCAUCAGGAUCCCCCCACAGAGGUGCUGUCCAAUCCAGAUAGGCUUGACCUCCGUCGCCGGAUCUUCCAUUGUCUGUAUUGCCUCGAUCGCGGAAUGAGUGUAUCUCUCCAAAGAACUUUCUCCUUCUCCGAUGCCUCCGUCAAUGUCGCCCUUCCAACAACCACCACGGCCACUGGAUUGUCAGCCGCCGACCAAAGUCAUAUCUUCUUGCGAAACCCGGGCCCUGCUCUGCAUAUAAUCAAGAUCCGUCAGAUUCUUUCUGUCGGUUAUCAAGACAUGUAUUACAGCGACCGCGAGCCAUCCCCCCAGCCUCUUAUUCAAAUCUGGACCCUCUGCCUUCAAGCCCGGCAAUGGUUUCACGAAUGCCCCAAGGACGCUCCAAAUCACUUUUCACUCCUCUACCGACUCGAGCUCCUUUACACCAUCAUUAUACUUCUUUCUCCAUCCAACCGAUAUCCUAUCCUCUGUGAUUAUAACAAAGCCCUUCUUUUUGAUCGAUGCAUGGACUUCAUUAGCCAGGUUCACCAAGUGCUGGAGAAUCCUAGUGUGCUGCCAUUUCUCACCUUUAUAGAUAUCCAACGUGUUCACCAGGUGGGGCGUCGUUUUGUUGAUGUUCUCUCCGAAAAUCUCGACCUUCUGUUGGGCUCCACAGUUCCGCCUCCCCCUGUCGUUCCAGCAGGAACCCCGGAUCCCCCAAUACUGGCGGAAGAGGAUCGGAUCAACUGCCGACCUCGCGCAAUUAGGUGUCUCACGUACGUGCGUGAGCUGCUGAGCUACUGCACCAGGAAGUGGGAUCUGCAGAAGCCUUUGGAAGAUUUUGAUCGAGAUUCUACUGCUCUGAGCAAAAUACUGAGAGACUAUUCUGGGGGCUAUAUUUCCAAUCAGAACGCGUACCCCCAGACACCGCUGGCCGGCCCUGGGUAUUCGGGAUAUCAAUUGAGAUGA